This is a messenger RNA of Miscanthus lutarioriparius, 1554 nucleotides long. Lineage: Eukaryota; Viridiplantae; Streptophyta; Magnoliopsida; Poales; Poaceae. The record is from the annotation of a GenBank genome assembly.
AUGUGGGCUCCCGGCCACUUCUCGUCGAUGCUCGAAGCCGGCAAGAGGCUGCUGUUGUGCAGCGCCGGCGGCAGUGCAGCAUCCAGCCUCACUGUUCUCGUCACGCCCCCGCCGAUGGCCGCGUCGUCGUCCGAGACCACGGCCAGCCUGCAGGUACACGGUGAGAUGGCCUCAGGCGACGGCAUCGUUUUCCACCACCUCCCGGCCAUCGAGCACCGCACCGACCUCGUCCACCCGUCCGAGUACAUCCGGCUCUACGCGCCGCAUGUCAAGGCGGCCAUCACGGGCUUGGCGGCCCCGGUGGCAGCGGUCGUCGUCGACUUCUUCGGGACCCCGCUCCUCAACGUCGCCCACGACCUCGCCGUGCCGGCCUACGUAUACUUCGCGUCCACCGGCGCCACGCUUGCGCUCAUGCUGUGCUUACCGGCCAUCCAGGAGGAGCUGGCUUCCACGUUGCGGGAGGAGGGAGGGGUCGUCGACGUGCCAGGGAUGCCUCCGGUGCCGGUGGCCUCUAUGCCGUCUCCGGACGUGAACGACUACGCGUGGUUCGCCUACUACGGCCGCCGCUUCCUGGAAGCCAGAGGCAUCGUCGUGAACACGGCAGCCGAGCUGGAGCCAGGCGUUCUUGCGUCAAUCGCCGGCGGCCGGUGCACGCCCGGUGGCCGUGCUCCCCCCAUGGUCUACCCAAUCGGCCCGGUGCUCUCGCUGAAGCCGCGCGUCGAUGCUCGGGGGCGGUCGUCUGCGCAGGAGUGCAUCCGGUGGCUCGACGCGCAGCCGCCAGCGUCCGUUGUGUUCCUCUGCUGCGGGAGCAUGGGGUGGAUGAACGCGGAGCAGGCGCACGAGGUGGCCGCCGGCCUCGAGCGCAGCGAGCACAGGUUCCUGUGGGUGCUGCGCGGCCCACCGGCCGGCAUCUCGCAGAACCCGACAGACGCGAACCUCGGUGACCUGCUUCCCCACGGGUUUCUGGAGAGGACGAAGGCGAAGGGGUGUGUGUGGCCGAGCUGGGCCCCGCAGCUGGAGAUCCUCGCCCACGCCGCCGUGGGUGGCUUCGUUACCCACUGUGGCUGGAACUCGGUGCUGGAGAGCCUGUGGCACGGCGUGCCCAUGGCGCCGUGGCCGCUGUACGCCGAGCAGCCGCUUAACGCGUUCGAGCUCGUCGCGUGCAUGGGUGUCGCUGUUGAGCUUAGGGUCUGCACGAGAAGGGACAACUUCGUGGAGGCAGCGGAGCUGGAGCGAGCGAUACGGAGCUUGAUGGGCGGAUCAGAGGAGGGGAGGAAGUCAAAGGAGAAGGCCAGGAAGAUGAAGGCGGCAUGCCGGAAGACUGUGGAGAAGGGCGGAUCGGCGUACGCUGCCAUGCAGGCAGUGGUGCAGGAUAUGCUACAAAGCCACGUACCCGGCACCCAAAAAACAUCACUGCAGAAGUGGCAUGCGACACCGCUCGUUUAUGCUGAAAUUUAGUUUAUGCUGAUGCUUAUGCUAAAAUAUUGUGAAAGGAAAAUACUGUUCUAUGGUUGAAAAACAGUUCAAGCGAACAUGACGGAUUUGUCAACAUAG